Messenger RNA from Rotaria sordida, 960 nucleotides. The record is from the annotation of a GenBank genome assembly. Lineage: Eukaryota; Metazoa; Rotifera; Eurotatoria; Philodinida; Philodinidae.
AUGGGAACGAAAUAUUCUUCAUCAAAAUGCACAACAACAACAAUCGAUUAUAUUCGAACUAAAGAUGUUAAUAAAUUAAAUCGUCAACUUAGUAAACGAAAAACAUCAUUUCGAAAUAAGAAAAAAUCAAAAGAAAAAGAAGAAAAUAAUAUUCAAUUAUUACAAUUUGAUGUUGAUCAUGAUCAACAACAACGUUCAGCACUUCAUUUUGCUGCUAUUGAAGGUGAUGCAACAAUUAUUGUUGCUCUUUAUGAAUAUAUGCAUACAGUUGAUGUUACUGAUGCAUCAGGUCGAACACCAUUACAUUAUGCAGCAAUUGCUGGUAAUGAAGAAACAUUAACGACUUUACUUGUUUGUAAUCCUGAUAUAAAUCGUAUAAGUAAAGAUGGAACAAGUCCAUUACAUGAAGCAAUUAUUCAUAAUCAUCCUGGUAUUCUUACUCUAUUAAUUCAACAUAAUGCUGAUGUUAAUAUAUUAUUUCAAAAUUAUCUUCCAUCACUUAUACUUGCUGUUUAUCUUCAACAUAAAAAUAUUGUUGAAAUUCUUAUUCGUCUUGGUAUUAAUCCUAAUCUUACUGAUAUACAUAUGGGUCGAACAGCUCUUCAUUAUGCCGCUUAUUUUCAUGAUAAUACAGUUAUAUUUCAUUUAUUACUUUCAUCAACUGUUCAUCAUACAAUUGAUAUCAAUGAUCAUGAUAAUAAUGGAUUUUCUAUACUUGAUUAUGCUCGAGCAAAUAUUCAUGGUAGUACAGCUAUUGUUAAUUUACUUUUACAAUUAAAUGUAUAUGAUCCUGAUCGUGGAGAAAUAUCAAAUGAUAAUAUUCAAAUUGAAAUACCAAAUAUAAAAAUAUUUCAAUCGUUAAAUGAACUUUCAUUAUUAAAGAACAUAGAUAAUGAAAUUAACACAUUAGAAAAAAUAAAACCUAAAAAAACACUUAAACUUGAAAAGAAAUCUAAAUAA